Messenger RNA from Plodia interpunctella (Indianmeal moth), 2192 nucleotides. RefSeq names its product venom protease-like (gene CLIP4). NCBI's taxonomy places the organism in Eukaryota, Metazoa, Arthropoda, Insecta, Lepidoptera, Pyralidae. The record is from RefSeq and is a predicted model, not a curated record. Gene Ontology annotation, molecular function: serine-type endopeptidase activity. Gene Ontology annotation, biological process: proteolysis. The coding region runs from base 116 to 2098 and encodes 660 amino acids. The transcript has 9 exons.
AAGAUCAACAGCAUUUGACCACGAAGCCUCGGUCGGGCAGAAUCUGGUGUGGAAUAUAGUAUAUAAAUUUAUCAGUACAAUCGCAGUGUUAGUGUGAGACGGAUGUGUUAAAAUUAUGGCGGAUUUUCGUGUUUUUUUCGGUGUUUUUAUGUGUGUACAAUUAGUUUUUUGCCAGUUCGGUUUCUUCGUAAACCGUGAGGAGCGAAGUCAGGGUCCGAACUUCAACAUCCCGAAUCUCCUGAACCCAAGCAGAAUAAGAGACAGGCUGACAGGUCUCUUUCAACCAAGACCAGCAGACAGAGAAAGUAACCCAGGGUUUUUCCCAUUCAGAAGACCAGGAAUCACGAACGCACAAACAGGAAGACCAGCCUACCAAGAUGAACAAUAUGGAGGCUAUUAUCAAAACUACCCAAAUCAAAAUGGCUAUAAUAAUGUGGCUAACCCAACAGAUUCAAAGUAUCCAAAUUACGGUCAAAAUGUUAACUUUGACUCGCCAAAUGGUAAUCAAUAUCCGCUAAAUUAUAAUUAUGAUAAUAACCAAUAUCCAUCGAACAAUCCAUACCCAAAUGAUUAUUAUGGAAAUCAAUACCAACCUUACAACAGUAAUGGUAAUCAACAUUACGAGCAAAACAAUUCGAAUGAUGGUGCCAAAGAUAUACCUAAUGAUCCAGUCAAUUUUGAAGGACCAACAUCAACUGAAGUUGUUAUUGAUCCAGUGAAGAUUGUUGAUAAUGUUGAAGAUCCGAUAGAUGACGCAAAGAACCCACCUCCGAUAUUGAGACCAAACCCCCAACAAACUGGGGUGAAUUUCGGAGAAGCAGAUUCGCCGAUGUUCGUAAGUGGGACAAUGGAACCUCCAACUGGAGCAGUGAAUUAUGGUGAUCAAAAUGCAGUGACAAAACUACCUGAGUUAACGCCUGUGCCUGAUACGGGCAAAAGAAACAAUUUCAAUUUCGGAUCAGCCGGAAUUUUCCAAGAGACUUGCCAGACUCCAGACAACGGAGCCGGCAGUUGCGUCUCCAUACUGCACUGUGAUCCAUACCUGAAGGUCGUCAAGGAGUCACGAACCAACCCUGCCGCUGUGCAGUUGUUGAGGAGCGCUCAUUGUGGAUUUGAAGGGAAUAACCCUAAGGUCUGCUGCCCCAGGCCAGGCAUUCCCGGGCGUCCAUCCAACCCCUCCACUACGACCACAACGAGCACCGCUGCCCCCGCGACCACUCACCCCCCCGCAGACCCGGCUCAGGGGAAGACAGCUGGAGAUUACCUGGACAAGUUCCCAAGCCCGCCCGUGUGCGGGAAAGCUAACGGACAUGUCAGCAGAGUCGUGGGAGGAGAUCCAGCCCAACUUGGAGCAUUCCCCUGGAUGGCCCUCCUGGGCUACAAGCCCAAGCGCGGUGGGCCGGGGGCCAGCUGGCUGUGUGGCGGCAGCUUGGUCAGCUCCCGGCACGUGGUCACCGCUGCACACUGCAUACACCUGCUGGAGGAGCGCUUGUUCCUGGUCCGCCUGGGCGAGCUGGACCUUGCUUCGGAGACGGAUGGCGCCACGCCUGUGGACCUCCUCAUCAAGGAAAAGAUGAAGCAUGAGCAGUACAGCACCAAGACUCACGCCAAUGAUAUUGGUGUGCUUAUCCUGGAGAAAGACGUCGAGUUUACAGCGCUCAUCAAGCCUAUCUGCUUGCCGCAAGAAGACGAAUACCGCUCGCAGACCUUCGUGGACCACUCGCCCAUGGUCGCCGGCUGGGGUUCCACUGAAUAUCGAGGUCCAUCAGCGAGCCACCUCCAGGUGAUCCAACUGCCGGUGGUGACCAACGAACAGUGUGCCCAGGCUUACUCCAACUACAACGUGGUCCACAUUGAUGACAGCAUCAUCUGCGCUGGCGAGCUGAGGGGGGGCAAGGACGCGUGUCAGGGCGAUAGUGGCGGACCUUUGAUGCAGACUCUGUACAACGCUACAGCCAGAACAGUAUAUUGGUACCAGAUCGGCGUGGUCUCCUUCGGUAAGAAAUGUGCUGAGCCCGACUUUCCUGGAGUGUAUUCCAGGGUCACACACUUCAUGCCCUGGUUAGAGGAGAAGAUAUUAGGUCGCCAACUAGCAUGAACACCUGAUAUAUCGUAAAAUGGAUGUAAAUUUUUAAUUGGUAAAUUCAUUUAUCUCAAUAACAAUCUUUCGGACGAGUUUACAAUAAUAAUAA